Messenger RNA from Macadamia integrifolia, 821 nucleotides. Its product is annotated as RING-H2 finger protein ATL39-like. The transcript has a single exon. The record is from RefSeq and is a predicted model, not a curated record. Lineage: Eukaryota; Viridiplantae; Streptophyta; Magnoliopsida; Proteales; Proteaceae. Bases 119 to 715 code for a protein of 198 amino acids.
UGUUGGUUGUGCUAGUUUAGUUCAAAGCCCAAUUUCUCUUCCACCCCAUUUCAAUCUUCUCCACACUAGUUCAGAGACAAAAGAAGCCUUCCAUCUUCCCUGUGUUAAGCUCUCUAACAUGGCUUUAGGUGGCUCAAAUAGUAGUACCAUCAUGAUCUGUGUUAUCGUCACUUUGGUACUAGUUGUCCUACUCUAUGCCAUGGCAGGUUGGGUGUUUAGAUGCCGAGCACGGCAUCUCGCCGGAAACGUCGCAGCCAUUGAGGUUCCAUCGGGCGAAAUACCCAGUAAGGGACUUGAUCCAUCGAUCAUAGCUGCCUUGCCAUUGUUCAUCUACAAUCAAUCCAUGCACCCAGUAAGAGAAUGUGCGAUUUGCUUGAGCAAUAUAAAAGGAGAAGAGAUGGCUAUACUUCUACCUAACUGUAAGCACAUGUUCCAUUCACAAUGUAUUAAUAUGUGGUUGAACUCACACACCACAUGCCCUAACUGCCGCAGCACAGUGGAACCUCAAGCCAUGCCUGAAGUCUUAGAGUCAAGUGUUGCUAUACCCUUGGAGGAUGCUUUAGAUGAUGCAGCAGAGUCUUCAAAAGUGGGAGGAUUAAGGAUACCAUUGAGCUCAUUUUGUAGGGUGGACAUGGUAAUUAGUAGUGAAAGAUUGGAAAGGAGAAUUCAACUUUGUGGCCAAACAGAUGAACCAGAAGAUAUAGAGAGGCAGUGAAGACUUUGGUUAUAAAAAUUUCCUGCUUCUCAUUAAUUUCCUCUUUGUUUUCCAUUUCAUUUGUUCAAUUGAUUAAUAAGUAUAAGAUCUCACAAAACAGUUAUUG